AUGGGGCGUUCACUCGAAGAGAUUGAUCUCAUUUUCCGUGAGAGUCCAUCGGUAUGGGCGACUGUUCGAUUUGCCAACAAUCGACCGAUCGAAUCCAUGCCUGAUCUUCCCCAGGACACCCAGGCAAAGGUUGAAGUGGAGCAUGAAGAGUACUCGAUCAAGUCUGCGAGUAGAUGA
Penicillium salamii is the source of this 177-nucleotide messenger RNA. NCBI's taxonomy places the organism in Eukaryota, Fungi, Ascomycota, Eurotiomycetes, Eurotiales, Aspergillaceae. The record is from the annotation of a GenBank genome assembly.